Molecule: messenger RNA, 6492 nt
Organism: Fusarium verticillioides 7600
Lineage: Eukaryota; Fungi; Ascomycota; Sordariomycetes; Hypocreales; Nectriaceae
Product: CCR4-NOT transcription complex subunit 4
Exons: 5
Coding region: 1586-6235 (1549 amino acids)
Biological process (GO): protein ubiquitination
Cellular component (GO): CCR4-NOT complex
Molecular function (GO): ubiquitin-protein transferase activity; RNA binding
Source: RefSeq, a predicted model, not a curated record
CACUGUCAGUUAUCAGCCAGCGGUGUACGCCACCCAUUUCCACACGUUGGGCGAUGCUGUCAAGUUAGUGCCUUGCGUGCGUAUCUGUUAUGACACUAUGGAUGACGACUGCACCACCAAAAUAGAUGGGCGGAUAUACAAGUACGGGUUGGAUUGGAUGGAUGCUAAAACCAGGUGAUAUUUCUAACAAAUGACAUUGGAUCUUAUACAGCUUGGGGUGAACAUGGACCCUUUUAUUUCUUCGGCUCCUCCUUCUUCUCCUCAGGCUUGGGCGUUGGAAGCUUGAAAGACUCGGGUGUGCGGUCCUGUCCGGCUCCAACGGGCUCCCACGCACUGGAACCACCCUCAAAGUUACGGAAGGCCUGGGUGAGCUCCAGAGGCUCGGUGACGAUACGCUUCUUCUCCUCAUCGUAUCGGAUCUCAGUGUAACCAGUCAAGGGGAAGUCCUUUCGCAGAGGGUGACCCUCGAAACCAUAAUCCGUCAUGAUUCGUCGGAGAUCGGGGUGACCGGCAAAGAAGACACCGAAAAGGUCGUACACUUCUCGUUCGUACCAGUUGGCACCAUCAAAAAGUCCGGUAAUACUAGGGACAGGAGAAGCCUCAUCGGCGUAGGUCUUGACACGGAUUCGGGAGUUGUGACGGACCGAAAGAAGGUUGUAGACGAUUUCGAAACGGUUCUCGCGCGUGGGGUAAUCCGCAGCAGUGAUGGUGCUAACCUGGGUGAACUCUGCGGCAGUGUUGUCUGUCAUGUUUUAGCAGUUGCCUCGUGACCAAUUGACGUGUAACGGACAUUUCAAGAAGCUGAAGACAGGGUAGACACCCGAGGGAGAGAUAUAGAUGGUGAGUUCGUCCUUCCAGACGGAGAACUGCUGGAUGUACUUGGGCAGAACACCCAUCAACCAGGCACCAUAGCGGUGCAUGUUGUCCGACUUGCUCUGGUAUUUGUCGGCAGGGUUGACGAUCGGGGCCUUCAGGACGCUGGGGUGAUCUCGGGGGGCCUUUCGCAGGUUGGGAGACUCCUUCGGCAUUGCGACAUAUUGACGGGCAGUGCUGGACAAGCAACGGAUUGCUUGCUCGUUACGGAGCUGGACGGAGGGCUUCGCGGGUCGUAGAGCUGAGGCCAACGCCCUGCUUCGAGAAAUGCUUGUCGCCAUGGCCGGUUGUGUGACGAUUCGAGGCCAAUUAGCGAUGCAAGAUGUCGUCGAGACGAAAUACCUUACGGUGUUGGUAAUGAUGCCGCAAGCAUUGGCUCGAGAAUCUUAGCGGCAGAAGCGUGAAUGAGAUUUCCCGCACUUGAGCCGACAAUAACGCUAUACCUUGCCUUUAGUGCUUCUUCCUCAUAGAAUUAGGUACCCCGCUAUUUUACGUGUCCUUUGUCGACCUUCAAUGACGAGUAUGCCUACACGUGAUUCGAGCUGGAAAGCUAGACCGAGAAUAGCUUAGCUGUAUUUUCCAUCUUUCACUUUCCCGCAGCCUUGAUGCAUACCAAACACAGUUCCUCUCCUUGUACUCACAUAUCCAUUUCCACCCAUCGCACCUCGAACUUACUAUUUCUUGCCUUUCACCUUAAUUACAACCUCUCACAAUGGCGCCACAAGAUUCAUUCAUAGAAGAUGAGGAGGAUACCUGCCCCCUCUGCAUCGAAGAGUUUGAUCUUUCGGAUAGGAAUUUCAGACCUUGUCCUUGUGGCUACCAGGUGUGCCAGUUUUGUUUUAACAACAUCAAAAAUAAUAUGAACGGCCUUUGUCCCGCUUGCCGACGACCCUACGACGAAAAAACUAUACAGUGGAAAGUUGUUACGCAAGAGGAGGUCGCCGAGUUUCGGGCCAAUAUUCAAAAGAACCAAAAGAAGCGAGCUCUAGAUCAGCGACAAAAAGAACUACAGAAACGCGAAGCCGAAAAGGAAAACCGUAAAAAUCUGAUCGGCGUUCGUGUUGUCCAAAAGAACUUGGUCUAUAUCACGGGUCUUGCACCGACUGUUCGAGAGGACGAACUUCUCAAGACGCUACGAAAGCCCGAGUUCUUCGGCCAGUACGGAAACAUCCAAAAGAUAUCCAUUAGUAACCGAAAGAGCUCUGAUGGCCAACAUCAGUCGCUUGGCAUUUACGUGACUUUCGAACGCCCGGAAGAAGCGACACGGUGCAUCCAAGCUGUGCACGGAUCCCACAACGGUGAUCGAGUCCUAAAGGCGCAGCACGGCACGACGAAAUACUGUUCAGCUUGGUUAAAGAACGAAAAAUGCGGCAAUCCUGGUUGCAUGUUCUUGCAUGAACAAGGCGAUGAGGAGGACAGUUACUCACGACAGGACUUGUCCUCUAUGAACAGUAUAGGGUCUCAACGGCCUCUCCCCGGAGGCAGUUCGCGAUCGGCUUCCCGACAACAGAUUUCCCAUCCUACGCCGCCCCCCGUCGUAUCCCAUUCGAUGACACGCUCCAUUAGUAAAGAGGGUUCUGAGAAUGGUGCCGAUGGAUCAGCUUUACCUUCCUCGGCCAACUGGGCACGCAACCCACAGCGAAGUCGUAGAGGUAGCCUUGCUACUAGUGGUGCUGCUUCAAGCCCUGCUAUUUCAACAGCUCAGCCUGUUACCGCAGAGCCUGUGCCAGAAGAAGCGGUCGAAGAGGAAGAUGAGGAUGAGUUGGAGGAAGAGGAACCACAACAACCGGACCCAGUUGCUGGGCCGUCAUCAUCAAGGAGCCGGGAGCCUGAAUCACCUGCGCCAACUCAAGAGUCGCCUGAUACAUGGCUUAAGGAGAUCUACAAGACACUGCAAAGUUGUCCUAUGCCUAUCUUUCCUGAUUUUGACGAAGACCAAUAUCCACCUAUGUUUGAUCCUCGCGGUGGUGAGAAGCGCCGGGCCAUGCGAGAGGAGGAGGAUUCACGUUUGACCGGAGAACAAGAAGAGCAACCUGAGGUUCGCGAGCCAUCGGAAGGAGAACCUGAGACCGGUGGCAGCCUUGCUCUGGGAGGAGAGCCUGAAGACCGUGAUACUUCUAGCGACAACCGAGGCUUUGAUCGCCGACCUAGCACUCAGCCUCCCAUUCAGCGACUUUCUACUGACGGGCUCUUUGGACCUUCUCUCACCGGAGCUUCACCCUUUGGUCAGAGCUCGGGGAACCCUGGCUCGCGGUCUAUGACACCGCAGCAGUUGUAUCUUCGAUCUCAGGGCGGAUUUGGCGAUGCCCCUCCUGGCAUAACCAGCCAAAGCAAUGCUUUCCAGAACCAGGGUCAAAGCCAAGGUCAAGGCCACAACCGUCAAUCCUCUCGAUUUAGCUUUGCCAACGACAACGCGAGCUCUUCUACCAACGUCAAGGUCGCAGCUAACCCGCGUAUCAUGGCCCAGCAAUCCUCUAUGAUGCCCAACACGUUUCCAUCGCAGAGCAGCAACCAGUUUUACGGUGCCUCCAUGCCUGGACCUCCUCCUGGUCUGAAGUCAACCGGCACUCCCCCUAGCAUGUUCGGCCAGUUUGGUGGACAGGGCUUUGGCGCCCCCAAGGACAAUUCAAGUGAGCUUCUUCAGAGUUUAAUCGGCCGCGGUCGGGCUGGUAACAACCAGUCCCACGACGCGGGAAAGCGUGAGUUUAUGAUUUCUUCUUAUUCAAACCAGUACCCACCAUCCUCUACCUCAACCCCAGCUCCUUCUUCCGGGCUCCUGCCGCCUCUCUAUGGUAAUACACCUGGAGGGUACCAAGACAUGGGCUCUAAGCAGAAGAAGAAGGGAAAGAAGCACAGACAUGCUAACACUUCCUCCUCCGGGGGGAGUGGCUUAGUAGAUCUUGCAGACCCGAGUAUCUUGCAGGCGCGAAUGCAGCACCAGUCUCAAGGCAGCGCCGGAGUCGGACAGGGCUUGUUUGGCGGUCAGAGUCAAGAUGAUGAGCUCCCAUCCCUGGACGAGGCUACGAAUUCUGUCGACGCUCUAGUUUCUGACGACCCUAUACUGCCACCAAUUGGUCUGGAAGGUCGUACAUCUGUGCCUCCAGGCUUAUCGUUACCCCCAGGAAUACCAGCCAACAUAUCGAGACCUCCAUCUACUCAAGGUCAUGCAAAACUCACCAACAUUGUGCCAGCGUUGCCUAGAAUGCCACCCCCUGGACUCUCACAAGGUUCUCUAACGCCUGACCAGUCGCCUGCAAAGCUAAACCCAACGACACCUGUCUUGGAAGCAAAGAAAAAUAUCAAGUCUCUGGCGGCUGAAAGCGGACUCUCGCGAGAAAUCACGACACAAUCGCAACCGAAGCUUGCAAAGGCAAGUUUCUUACAGGACGAGGACUUUCCGGCUUUGGAUGCAUCGAAGAACAAGAGUCGACCCGCAACGCCUACAUCCAAGGCUACGCCAAAGGCCAAACGCCAUGCUGAGAGGAUUGUGGACAGAAUGAUGGCCAAGGCUGGAGCCAGCCUAGAGAGCACGACUCAGGAAACCAAUGCCGAGGAGACCAAGGUUCAAGAGACCAAGGCUCAAGAAGUUAAGGUAAAGGAGACCAAGGCCCAGGAAGCGAAACCUGCAUCAUCGUCUCAGGCAGCAGACAAGAAGCCCACUGCUGUCAACACUCAGGUUGGAAAGAAUGUUGCUGUGAAGACCAGUGAACUAUCUGCAACAACUGAGAAGUCAACAACAGAGACCUCCGCUGCCUUUCCUCCAUUGCCCACAGCCUCGUCUAACGCAAUUGCAUCCCCUGUCACACGCACAGCACCAAAGACGCUGCGUGUCAUUGCAACUCCCAAGACUGAGGCACCUCCUCCUGCCUCUCCUGCCUUGACCAUGGCAUCGGUUGCGUUGUCAGGCACUUCCAGAGCCGUUUCCGGUAGUUACAGGCCAGAUACACCUGCGAGCGAGAUGAUUAGUGACAACGCCUCGGUGGUGUCUGCCUCUGUGACCCAUUCUCGGGCAAGCUCGCCACCCCCGAGCAGAAUUGGGUCUGCUGCGGUAAGAACCACAACCAAGAGUCAACAGCGAAAGCAACGAAAAGAUGUUUUGAAGCAAGAAACAAAGUUGAUCGCUGAGGCUCCCAUUGCAGAGGCAGAGGUGCAUGCUCCUAUCAUGGGGCGCAAGAAGAAACAGAAGAAGGAAAAGCCCGUCAAGGCGACCCAACCAGAUGCUUCUACUAUCCCUGAGACUCCAACAGACGAGCCGUCCCAGCCACUAUCUCAGCAAGAGCCCGUCAAGGUGCCCGAAAGAGAGACAGAAGAGAAGCCUGCCAAGAGCAAGACUUCUCAAAAGAAGUCAACCAAAUCCAAGGGCAAAACAAAGGAGGUAGAGACUCAACCGACUCCCCCUCCUCCGGCGUCUCCUAAGGAGUCUAUCCCUGAUACUCAGGAGCCACCUGCAAGACCACAGCCUGAUCCUGCCUCGGUCUUUUCUGAGGUUAAGAACACUCUCUGGGCUUCGAGUGUAGAUAAACUCCAACUGUUUAAGCCCAUCGCCAACGGCUCAUCUCGCACCGACUACAGUGCUGCUAAGAACAACGCCAACAAGGCUGAGCAUUGUAAGGACUGCUCUUGCAAAUGUGGAGAAAUUCAAGAUGAGGAUCUUGCAGCGCUGCGCGCAGGGAAGCCUGUCCGAAAACAAUUCCACGUUGAUGGUAGCCGUAUGCUCAUUACCCCCAAUGGUGACUGCGUACGUGGUCUGACCCCUGAGGAAGAGGACGCUUUUCUGGAACUUCAAGCUGCCAUUGCUAAAACGGCAGAGAACCCCGGAUCGUUCAUUGCCCCUCGACAUCAGCCUGGUAGUGGAGCAUUCUCUCUUAUUAAGGGCCGAGCUGUUCCCAAUGGACGUCCCAACAUCUUCCCCGCCACUGCCCAGCUCCAGUCCCAGGACCCCAUCGGAAAGCUUCAGCGAGAGGACGCGCUUAGCUACAUCAACCAGUACGUUCUUCCUCGCCUCAACCUAGGUGCUACGAACAUGGGAUUUCCUAAGGGAGCAUCCCCUACCAAGGAUGCGGCUGCUGCGAGUCUUAACUCUCUCGCACCCUACUUCUAUGGUCCCGAUGCUGCCGCCGGUGUGGGUAUUUACAGCCCUCCUGAUGGAGCGCGGGCGAUGCAGGACUUCAGCUCAGCUGGAAUGUCGAGUGAAGAGCGUGGAAAGAACUUCGGCAUGGGUGUUGGUGGAAUGCCCCUGAUGAGUGUCGAAGAUGCAGAGGGUGCCCUUGCGGCUGCUCGACGAGAGACUGAGAAGUUGGAGAAGGGAUUGAACCAGGUAAUCAAGCGCAACAGACGACUUGUCCUUGGAGGAAACAACUAAAAAACAAAAACGCCACAUCGCAUUGUAACAACACACUGUAUUAUGACCAGGGGAGUUGGGGACCUUCAAUGGAUGACAUAUUGAAGCUGUAUGAUGUUAUGAAGCAAAAGCAUUCCACAAAGCGACGGAUGGCUUUGUAUGAUAAUCGAUAGGAUCAGCGUUAGACCAGUGUAACUAGGAAUCAUAAGCGUAUGAAGAAUUAGCAUAAAAAAAUGGAAUUACGGGACACUCAGUCCUGUACAGGAUGAUUCGUCAAA